Molecule: messenger RNA, 1737 nt
Organism: Catharus ustulatus (Swainson's thrush)
Lineage: Eukaryota; Metazoa; Chordata; Aves; Passeriformes; Turdidae
Gene: ADTRP
Product: androgen dependent TFPI regulating protein
Exons: 6
Coding region: 200-901 (233 amino acids)
Cellular component (GO): membrane; endomembrane system
Source: RefSeq, a predicted model, not a curated record
CCUAUCUGUACAGUGAAAAGGGAAACAAAUAGAAGCAAAGUUCGCAGCCUUGUGGUUUUCCCUUUUGACAGGAGCAAAGCGGCAUCGUGUCCCAGGACUGCUCUGAAGUAAACCCUCCUGCCUUGCCUUAUCCCAAGCACUGAGCACCUUAAGAGAAAAGCUGCUUUUGGAGCAGUUGUCAGUCACUCUUGGCUGAAGCAUGGAAAUCUCUACUCUCGCCACCUACCACUGCCUUGCUUUUGUCUGGUAUUUUUUCGUUGCCUAUUCCAUCACACACAUCAAAACAGAGGAGCGGCCAUCUGAAGUGUUCCUUUAUGGUGGGCAGUGGAAAUAUUUGACAGUCCUCAAUCUGGUUUUGCAGGCUGUCUUCUAUGGGGUGUCCUUCCUGGCUGAUGUGUUGAGACUAAUUAAGAAACUGCGAUGUGCUAAGUGCGUAAUUUCCAGCAGAGACCUUCUUUUCAGUGUCCUGGCUUUCCCAGUGUCCACAUUUGUGUGUAUAUCCUUUUGGACACUGUAUACCUACAACCGAGAGCUGGUUUACCCCAAAAGCCUUGAUGGAGUCAUCCCGCUCUGGUUAAAUCAUGCUAUGCACACAGCUGUAUUGCCAUUUGCUCUCCUGGAAAUCCUUGCCUUGCCACAUCGUUACCCAGCAAAGAAGAAGGGAUUGAUCCUACUGGGAUUUGUCGCUUUUCUGUAUAUCAGUUGGGUCCUGUGGAUUUAUUCUGUAACAGGAGAGUGGGUAUAUCCUCUCUUUGCUUUGUUCAGCCCUGCUGGGCUAGCAGCCUUUUUUGCCGGUAGCCUUGCCAUCAUCAUCUCCUUCUACAACUUCGGAGAGUUCCUCAACCGUAUGAUAUGGGGAGAUUCAAUAGUAAUACUGGACCACAAGUGGAAAGGCAAGUGAAUCCUCCUCUUGAAGCCAAACAUGAACGCUGAAGCCAUGAAGUAGAGGAAAAUAAAUGUAGCUGUGAUAAAUCCUUUCUGCAAUGCAUUGCAGCUUCUGGUGAAGCCAUUAUGACAUCAGACAUAUGGAAAACUGGUGGAAAAUAUGAAAUGUUUGCCUCUUUUAUGAUAACUCUGCAACUGCUACGAAUAAGAAAAUUGUGUUCAUCUGUUUACACAGAUUUCUCAUCUCUUGCACAACGUACGUGAGGAUGUGUCCGUGGUUAAAAGUUGUCACUGGUAAAUGCACUCCCUCAUGAGCCUUGCACCACUCUGUAAAAGACCUGUGAAAGCAAGCCAGCUCUUGUUUGGAUUGUCCUUCAUCAAGUCUGGAAAAAAUUAAGAGGAGAGAUAAUUUUAACAGUGCUGUGACUUCCAAGCUAGCUAGAUAACAAAUUGGGCUAACAAGCACUGUAAUUAGAAAUGUCUGCUCAGAAAGUUCACCAAGAAGCCGAGUUCUUCUAACGAGAAACUUUCUGUAAUAUUAAUAUGCUUAAUAUUUCCCCUCCAUUUUAACAGAAAAUGUGAAGGCAACAGUUUCUUCCUUUUUCUUGGUUUCAGUUAAUCUCGCAGCAAAAGUAACCUAAUUAUACUGACUGUAUGAUUGCUUUGACAGAAAGCAUGUUAAUUUAAAGCACUGUUUAACAUAAAGCUGCCUGCCAUAUAAUUACACUCCAUUCACAUGUUUACUAAUUUUCCUCAAUAUAGUUGAUUUCUGUUAUUAGCCUCAACAUUUUGUUAACAUCCAAAACACUGGAGAUCUGCUUUGCAAACUCCAAUAAACAUGCAAAACCGAGA